Lactuca sativa (garden lettuce) is the source of this 1342-nucleotide messenger RNA. RefSeq lists its product as uncharacterized. NCBI's taxonomy places the organism in Eukaryota, Viridiplantae, Streptophyta, Magnoliopsida, Asterales, Asteraceae. Gene Ontology annotation, cellular component: autophagosome; phagophore. Gene Ontology annotation, biological process: response to stress. The record is from RefSeq and is a predicted model, not a curated record.
CGUAUAUAUAUACAUUCUCACAGAAGUCGUCUCAAACCCAGUUGCCGCGGAGGGCUUACAACAGAGAGCUUCUUACCCCGACGAUCACCACCUUCCACCGGCGGCUUCAGCCUUCAGUUCACUUCGCCGGUUACUGUUUCCACUUCAUCUUCUUCUCUGUUUUUUUCCGCACAACUUUCUCAAUGGACAAGAAACACAUAAGUCAAACUUGGGUUAGCAUUAUGUAUCAGAGGUUUGAAGCUGCAUAUCAAGAGGUUGAUGAAUUUAUGAACAAGGAUACAGUCAAAUACGUUGAAAACCAUAUCCAAACAGUUGGAGAGAGCAUGAAGAAGUUCUAUAAUGGAGUUAUGCAAGACCUUAUUCUUCCUCCAAAAACUCAAACCUACACAAAUUCAAUUUCAUCCAUUAAAGAAAACACCAUUGAUUCUUCUUUGAUCCCUAUUGAAGAACCAGAUACUAACCCUAAUUUUGAGAAUGAAGACAAGAUAUCUUUUCAAGAAGGGGAAGAAAUAGUUUAUAGUAAAACUUCAGAGAGUGAUGAUUCUUUGUUUGAAGAUGCAAAUUGGGGAAUUGAAAAGAUUAUGAAUUUGAAUAUGGAAAUUGAGAAAAAGAUUGAAGGGGAAGAAACAUUAGUUAAUGGUGAAUUAUCUGAAUGUGAUUCAAAUAAUGAGAAUAAAGAGGAAAAGGAAAAUUCAUAUGAUUCAUCAACAGGUGAUUAUUUCUCUGCAUCUUCAUAUGAUGUCUCAUCUUGUGAGUCUUCCACACACAAUAAUGAUUCCACAAUGUUUGCUUCUUCCGAUUUUGCCCUUUCUAAUGAAACUACUCAUGAAGUAAAUGACUCCAUGGUUGAAUUUGAAGACCUUAACAUGGACACCAUUGAUUUGAGUGAUAAAGAACAACUAGUUGAAAGUUGUGUUAUUGUCGAGGGCGAAAAAGUCUUUUCCUUCUCCUAUGGGUCAGGAAAAAGCAAAUCUUACAAGAAAAUCAUACAAGAUGCUUUUAUGUCAAGAAAGAAGUUAACAAAGGAGUAUAAGCAGCUUGCAAUUUGGAGUGGAGAUAUUGAAAAAGAAUUCAGCCGAAAAACAGAUGAAAAUGCAACAAAAUCACAAGUUCAAGAUUCUCAUGAUUCUGAAUGGGAGCUUUUGUAGAUAAUUUUGUGGUUUUUUAAAUCAUAAGUGCAUCGUAUUUUUGCAUAUAAAAGUGAGAUAAGUGUUUAUAGGAAGCUUCUUUUUUUGCGUAAAGAAAAAAAAAUUAUUGGUUCUUAAUGGUUUUAUAUGGAUUUUUACGAGGAAAACUUGGAUUUAAGAAUUUAUGGUUGAAAACGCACACAUGUUUUAGUUAA